CCCAGCGCUGCAAAGCAUUGUGGGAUUGUGAUUUCUCUCUCUCUCUAUCUAGACGUACGAGAGAAAGGGGACUCAGCUCAGUUCAGGCGUGGGGAAGUAUCUUCGGCAAAAGCCUAACACUUACAACUGCACCCUUUUCUACUUUUCUGAAGAGUAAACGAAAGUCAAGAUGCCUGCUGAACCCCCUGAGCCACCGGCAGACAAGCCCUUUGCAGCCAAAUGCACCAAGGAUACCAUCAACCUGGUAUGGGCUGGAACCACGUACGAUGGUGGAAGUAUCGUGACAGGAUACAUGGUGGAGAUGAGUGAGGAUGGUGGGAAGAAAUGGAAGAAUGUCGCUAAAGAUGUGUUCAGUACCAGCUAUGCCUGCAAGGGAGUCACUGAAGGCAAGAAGUACCAGUUCAGGGUCAGCUGUAUCAACGCCAAAGGAAAGUCGAAGCCUAGCGCCAUCUCGGAUCCUAUUGAACCUUGUGAAGGCGACGCCGAUAAGGACGAAGAGAACGAGCCAGAUGAAGCCGCAUUCGAGCCAAGGGACGUGAAAGUCCAAAAUAAAGAUGUGAAAGAGUUCUAUGAAAUCAGGGAGGAAUUAGGAAGGGGAAAAUUCGGCACUGUAAAUAAGUGUAUCGCAAAGGAAUCGAAAAAGACUUGGGCAGCAAAAUUCAUCAAGGCCGAGAAACCAGCGGACAAGGAAGAAGUUGAACAUGAAAUCGAAAUUAUGAUGAUCCUCCAGCAUCCUAAACUUCUCCAGCUGUACGACGCAUUCGCUACCGGGUCUAACAUGGUUAUGAUUCUCGAAUAUGUUUCAGGAGGAGAGUUAUUCGAUCGCGUGGUCGACGAGGAGUUCGAAUUGACAGAAGCUGUAGUAGUCUUCCUCAUGAGGCAAAUAUGUGAAGGAGUCAAGUUCAUGCAUGAAAAGGGUGUUCUUCAUCUAGAUAUGAAGCCUGAGAAUAUUCUCUGUGUCAGAAAAAACAGCAACAAAAUCAAAAUCAUCGACUUCGGUCUUGCUCAGAAAUACACUAAGAAUCUACAGGUGUCCUGUGGUACUCCAGAAUUUCUUGCCCCGGAAGUAGUUUCAUAUGACGACGUUGCUUACGGAACUGACAUGUGGAGUGUGGGUGUUAUCUGCUAUAUCUUAUUGAGUGGAUUUUCACCAUUCAUGGGAGAUAAUGAAGGAGAGACAAUGAGUAAUAUCCUCAAACUUGAGUGGGACUUCGAAGACGAGUGCUUUGAUGAAAUCUCAGAUCUCGCCAAGCAAUUCAUUGAAAAUCUGCUGGUGGAAGAAAAGAAUGACAGACUGACAUGCCCGCAGUGCUUAGAAUCUGAAUGGCUGACGAAGAAGGGUGUAGGAACUGGUGCUGCUCUGUCUAAGGCUAGGUUGAAAAAAUAUAUCAUCAAGAGGAGAUGGCAGAAAGCGUUCAAUGCAGUAAGAGCCAUGAUACGUGUAAAACGAAUUAUCUAAAUAACACCAUCACUGAAUUGAAUGAGCAUUACAAGAACGAGCGAGAGAGA
Molecule: messenger RNA, 1509 nt
Organism: Strongylocentrotus purpuratus (purple sea urchin)
Lineage: Eukaryota; Metazoa; Echinodermata; Echinoidea; Camarodonta; Strongylocentrotidae
Product: myosin light chain kinase, smooth muscle
Exons: 12
Coding region: 170-1459 (429 amino acids)
Biological process (GO): protein phosphorylation; intracellular signal transduction; positive regulation of apoptotic process
Cellular component (GO): nucleus
Molecular function (GO): ATP binding; protein serine/threonine kinase activity; protein binding
Source: RefSeq, a predicted model, not a curated record